UCCUCUACCAUCUUCUCCUCUUUUAGUAAACAUCAAAAAAAAAAAGAGAAGAAUCACUCAUUGGAAAACAUCAACGUUACAGAGCGAUGAAUAGCAAUCAUUUACAGAUGGGAGAUCAUUCAUAUAGUCGCUUUGCAUGUCUGAGCUGUUCUUCGUCUUCUUCUGUCAAGCUUUUGAUCUUCAUGGCUCCAUUUAUAGUGUUGCUCGGAUUUGUCUUUGUCUUGGAUCCAACAAAACUCAAUUAUCUUCCUGUUUCUACAUCCCUCCAUUCUUCUUCUGCUUCUGCAACAAAUUAUGGUGCUAAGGACAGUGACGAUGGGGUGGUUGUGGAAUUGGGUGCUUCAGGGUUGGUCAUGAUUGAAGAUCACAGAACGGCAGAAGCCGAAGGUCUCAAUUCUAGCGAGGCUUCGGUCGUUAACCAAACUUCUUCUUCUCUUCUUCCGGCCGUCGACGAUGAUCAAGAUCGACAACUUACUGAUACUAAAACGGAAAGAAAUAAGGAAGAGACGACGGUUACCACGAAUGGAACCUCAAGCCCCACCGAUUCUCUAUUGAAUGAAUCUCACGCUAAUCCCAUGAAACCCAAUAGAGAAACGGUGCGUACCAGCUUGCAAAGGCUUGAAGCCGGACUACAGAGAGCUCGAGCUGCCAUUAAAGAAGCUUCCAUAUCUGGCUACCAUCCAUUAGAGGAUCCUGACUAUGUCCCUAUAGGUCCCAUUUACAGGGAUGCCAAAGCCUUUCACAGGAGCUACUUGGAAAUGGAAAAACAAUUUAAGAUAUAUGUGUACAAAGAAGGGGAGCCUCCUCUGUUUCAUGAUGGUCCUUGCAGGAGCAUAUACUCCAUGGAGGGAAAUUUUAUUCAUAAAAUUGAGACUAACAAACAGUUUCGCACAAACAAUCCCGAGAAGGCACACGUUUUCUACCUCCCGUUUAGUAUCGUAAAGAUGGUUAGAUUCGUCUAUGAUCGUAAUUCACGGGACUUUGCUCCGAUAAAAAACACUGUCGUAGACUACAUCAAUCUUGUAGCCGGACGAUACCCUUAUUGGAAUAGAAGCCUUGGCUCUGAUCAUCUCAUGCUUUCUUGUCAUGAUUGGGGGCCAGAAGCUAGCUUUUCCCAUCCUUAUCUCUUCAAGAAUUCUAUCCGUGCACUAUGCAAUGCCAAUACCUCGGAGAAAUUCAAUCCCACCAAAGAUGUAUCCAUCCCGGAAAUCAAUCUCCAAACCGGAGAAUUGACUGGCCUUUUAGGUGGUCCAUCCCCUUCUCGUCGUCCCAUCUUGGCCUUCUUCGCUGGAGGUGUCCACGGGCCUAUUAGGCCUGUUCUGCUUGAGCACUGGGAAGACAAAGAUGAAGAUAUCAAGGUCCACAAGUACUUGCCAAAAGGUGUGUCGUACCACGACAUGAUGAGGAACAGCAAAUUCUGCAUUUGCCCUAGCGGAUACGAGGUUGCCAGUCCGAGAAUUGUGGAGGCAUUGUAUUCAGGUUGUGUUCCGGUGUUGAUAUCGGUGGACUACGUGCCGCCUUUCAAUGAUGUGUUGAAUUGGAAAUCAUUUUCGGUUGAGGUUUCGGUUGAGGAUAUACCUAAUUUGAAGAAGAUAUUGUUGGGAAUAUCAUCAAGGCAGUAUAUAAGGAUGCAUAGGAGAGUGCUGCUGGUGAGAAGGCAUUUCGAGUUCAAUUCGCCUCCCAAGAGAUUUGAUGUGUUUCAUAUGAUCCUGCAUUCCGUUUGGUUGAGGAGACUUAAUGUUAGAGUUCUUGGGGGAUGAUCAAUGAGUUGCCUGCAUAUUGUAAAAUUGCAAUGUGGAUGUUUGUUUGGAUAGCAAGAAAAUUGUGGGACAAAGA
Carica papaya (papaya) is the source of this 1836-nucleotide messenger RNA. Its product is annotated as Exostosin family protein. The record is from RefSeq and is a predicted model, not a curated record. Gene Ontology annotation, molecular function: glycosyltransferase activity. Lineage: Eukaryota; Viridiplantae; Streptophyta; Magnoliopsida; Brassicales; Caricaceae.